CCAUCCCGGACUUUCGGGAUUAUCCGAAUCCCCGAAUCACCGGCUCCACCGUGUCCGCUUUAUUUCUUCCCCCGGGCUUACGGACUCUGCUAUUCCCGCUUCUUCAAUCCUCCAACUCUUUCGGACAGUUUUGAGAAAACACCAGAUUAUGGGUAGCCGGCGCACAUUAGAGACUAUUGCGUGCAGUCGCUGCCAAUUCAAAAAGGUUCGAUGUGAUCGAGUCGGCCCUGAAUGUGGUAGGUGCACGUCAAUUGGUGCCGAUUGUAUAUACCGGUCCAGAAAGCCGCGAGCCAAGAAACAAGGAAACGAUGUCAGUGAAAACAAUGUUCUAGCAGACGUUCUCGAUCGACUUAAACGCCUGGAAGAGCAUUGUGGCCUGGAAACAGCUUCAGACAACGACGAACAUGUUGAUCGUUCGAUGUCACGCCCAUCCGUCAAUUCGGACCACUCUACAGCUGUAUUCCCCGAGAGGUCCAAUAGCCCAGUCCCGCCCGGUGUGAUCGGUGGUAUCUUGAGUCGCAUCAGGGAUCCCCAAAGCCGGGCCCUGCUUCUUUCAAAUGUAUUCAGUCACCUGCAAGGGGUCGAAUCUCGUUUCUUUGAAAAUGAAAAUUGCGUCCGGGCCAUUGCUGUUGCAAUGUCAAAAAUUGAACAUCUGCAGGACACACCAACCAAUGAGCCGACUGCGAGCGCCGAUAUGCCAAAAGAGAUUGCAAGAAAAUUUCUCCGGAAUUAUUACGAUUGUUACCAAUUCGAAGGAUUUAAAAUACCUUUGGACAAAAGUUUCCUGCUAUCCAUCCCUGACCUUCUGGAAAAUCCCCAUGUUCAACUUGAUUACAUCUCUCAGAUCAUCUAUUACGCCCUCGGCCUGCAAGGAAUUAUCCUGGACCCCGGCGCUCAUAGGGAUAAUGGCGGCAAGAUCAAAUAUCUUUACCGGAAAUGUCUGGAGCUGACCAACCGCUGGCAAGACCACAUUCAGAAUACCCCCGCCGAUCUCUAUGGGGCAAUUCUGAUGGUAUCGAUGGCACUGGAAAGCUGUAAUAGCGAAUUGGCCUGGAAGAUGCUCGGCCAUGCUCUGAAGAUAGCCAAGGCCCUGGGCUAUUUCUAUGUUGACGGCAGUCCGGAAGACAUGGAUUGGCAGCCAUCACUCGCUCAAAUAUCACCGGCCGAUGAAACAGAAGUAGACAAAAAUCGAAAACGUUUCGAAUUCUGGCAUUUACUUCGCACAGAUUGUCUUUUCCGACUUUCUUUCGGAAAGCCGACUCUUAUCCCGCCAGGGUCGUGGAAAGUCAACCUUCCGGAUCCAACAAUUGACGGAGUUGAUGACGAAUCUUCUCGCUUCAUCCAGAUCCAUUUUCUGGCUUCUAUGCGGUUGGCUCUAGUGGUAAUGAAGUACCUAGACUGGGUUGACUUGGAGCCAGAUCACAACCCGGCCUCGCAUGAUGCAACGGUUGACAGCUUCCUUGAGGAAGUGCAGUUGAUCAUGAGUGAUUGGGAUCCGGAUGAACUUCUUCGAAUAGCCAGAACCCAAGUCGAUACAUGGUUCUGUGCAGAUAUGAUCUUCAGCAGCUACAAAUUUCUCAUCAUUCUUCAUCAGUCCAAGAAAUGCAGUCAGGAAAGGCACCGUUUACCACACCAGACUGUGGACUUCUCAAGGAAGUCCAUACAGAUGUUUCAGUCUCUCUUAGGAUCAAGUUUACAUGCAUAUUGGGGAAUAAGUCUCAUCUUGCUUCACCAAUUCAUCCCCUUUUUCAUCCUCUGCUUUGAUAUCAUUGGGAAUCCUGAGCGCAGUGAGAUUGACACCGACCUCUCUUUAGUGACCUGGAUCGGUGACCAUGUUGAGAGCAUCGUUGAGGAGCGGGUCGAGUUAAGACCUGUGAUGAUCACCAUGAAGGCCAUGUUGACCGCUUGCCAACAAGUCAGAUCUAAUCGCCUUGAUUCGGCAAUGACAAAUACUCCAUAGACCGGCCAGUGAUGACUGUCCAGUCAUAGAUUCCAUACUCCUGGGAUUACGAACAUAUAAGACCAUGUCAUCCUUGGCCCAGAUGCGUCAGAUCCUCAUUGCUGACAUUAGCACUGUGUAAUUUACAAAAGUCUCUACUAGAGCCCCACCUAAAUUAGCAGAUUGGCAAACAGGAGGUACAAGUUCUUUACAAAAACUAAUAAGGAUAUCUAUGCAAAAGAAGUAUA
This is a messenger RNA of Penicillium brasilianum, 2187 nucleotides long. Lineage: Eukaryota; Fungi; Ascomycota; Eurotiomycetes; Eurotiales; Aspergillaceae. The record is from the annotation of a GenBank genome assembly.